This is a messenger RNA of Colletotrichum graminicola M1.001, 978 nucleotides long. RefSeq lists its product as uncharacterized. NCBI's taxonomy places the organism in Eukaryota, Fungi, Ascomycota, Sordariomycetes, Glomerellales, Glomerellaceae. The record is from RefSeq and is a predicted model, not a curated record. The coding region runs from base 1 to 978 and encodes 325 amino acids. The transcript has a single exon.
AUGCCUACCUACCUUUGCCACGGCUUUCGUUGGGAUCGUCGUAGCAUUCGUGUAUUUGUAGUCGUCCAGAACAUAGACGACGCCGCGCCUGAAUGGAUUAUCGCGCCAAACUCGUCUCCCGCCAUCCUUGAAGCCUUCUACUCCCUUUUCGAUUUCCUCCCCGAGCCCGCUCCCGACGAGACCGAGGUCCAGCGUGACAAAAAGAAGCGCAACAAGUCCAAGGCGUCCAAGGCCGCUGCCCUGCGUAACGAGUACGAUGUGCCCCCCUCGACCGUCCCUCCCGAAGAGGACGAUGUGCUGCAGAACGACUGGAGCGCCGUGAAGCUGCUGGAGGAAUACGAUCCGACCGACCUGAGCUAUGUCAGCCGUCCCUACGCAUACGUCGCCGACCAUGUUGUGCGCAUCGACCUGAGCAAUUCGAUAACAGAAGAGAUCGUACGCUACGAAGAGCGGUUAAGCGAAACAAAGGCGAUGGCGAAUGCUCCGAGCGACGAGUUUUACAAGGCCAAGAAGGGCUCGUCGGGGAAGAAGGCCGGGUGGUUCGAGAAGCUGAGAGACCAGCUGCAGCGAGGGGAGGAUAUCCGGUGGUAUAUCGUGGUUUGCGGCGACGAAGUGCGUGAUUUUCCUGAAGACAGGCCUGCGGCGAGGGCCCAAGAGGACAUGGCACGGGAGGCGGACAACGCGACUUCAAGGCCUAGCGACCGAAACGCGGGCCCCUCAAGAACAGGGACGAUGCCGAGCGUACCGGCGAGUCAAUUUGCAACAGCCAUGGCACCCCAACAACCGCCACAGCCAAGCUCGCCCAAGGAAAUGGGCUUGCCCUACGGCACCCUUCCCAGGCAUCCCAACAUGAUGGGCAAUUGGACAGAAAAGGAGAUGCCGACAUUACAGCCCAAACCCUCGAUGGAUUUCAGGCCAAAGACACCUAAAAGCGGCGGGUUUAGGAGACUUUUUGGGAAGAAGAGCGAUGACCCAUGA